CGCCCAGCGCCGCCCCCUAGCCCAGCUCACACAGGAAAGCCAAUGUCCAACCAAACCCCAGUCUGGAGAAGAAAGAAGAUCUAGGUUACUCUGUAAGCAGUUUCCCUCGGGCCAGCUCGGAGGGGAGGGGCAGAAAUAGAGAUGGGAGCAUUAGAGGAUGUAAUGGGUCCGAGUGAGAUGCCCCUCAUUGCUUUUUCUAUUCAAGUCUAACAUGGCAGUGCCUUUUACAUCCUGAAGUUGUCUAGCCAGUGUGGCUCUGCCAGACUGUGCAGAGCUGCUCAGUCCUGGAUCGGCAAAUUCGCAGAGGUCUUGUAAACUAGGAAUGUGCUGUGGAUUUUGAGAGACAGUUUGGUGAAUGAGGGCCAGAUAUUGCAACACAGAGGAACUCCAUGCACUUGGGAAAGCCUCAUCAUUGGCCAAAGAUGACCAUAUCUGAUUUCCAGUCCAGGAACAGAGCCCAGAGCAGAGUACAGGAGGAGACUGGACUGACCGCAGUGAGAAUUUGGAGCUUGUGGACGAGCGAUGGACAGCUGGACUCUCCAGGGGGACAGCUACUCCUUCCUGCGCAGUGCACCCCGCCACACCUAUUCCCUGUGCCAUCGUGACGGCACCCCCAACCACGUUGAAAUCUUCGACAUCAUCAACGUCCCUAGUCAGCGCAGUGCCAUUUCCGAGACCACCUGCCUUUGUGACAUUUUUGGAGACGACUGUGAGUCGCCCUCCCUCUCAAGCAGCCCUGCUGUAGGGGCUUUUGUCCCUUCCCAGAGGGAGGUGGACGGGACAGCUGCUGCAUCACCUCUGGUGGAUGAUCUGAACGACUCGGGCUCUUACCACACUGCACCAGGCUCCAGUGAAGGAGAGGAGGGCUUUGAAGAUUCAAGAGAAAGGCUUCACAGCCCCCUGUUGCAGAGUGAGUCUUCAGAGAGGAGGCAGACAGAGGGCGAGGGACUGAGCUCAGGGCAUCCAGAGGUUUCUGAGGACGGUAGCCCAAAUUUAGAGACAAAAAGCAAAUCACAAGUACCUCAGCUAAGUACAGCUAGCCCAUCAUCUGAAGUCCUUAACACUGGUGAGAGCACCCCCUCUCCUGGAUAUAACAGCCCCUAUACCCUCAGCACAGAGGGAAGGGCAUCAUCCUUGUCUUCUUCCUCAGUUGAAAAAAGAUGUUCUCCAUCCUCAACUAGUCCUAGACAAGCUCAUUCAGACACUGAACCAAGGAGAACCACUCCCACUGUCAAAGUUAAACAUCACAGCCCCUCGCAUCAGUCUUUAUCUCCGAGUCCCUCCCCUGAGCCUAGGAACUGUUUCUGCUCCUCCUCCUCUGAAUUAGUGAACACUCAAUCGUCACCUGAGUUCAGGGUCGCAAACAGCUCGCCUAAGCCAGAGAGUAGCUACUUAAAUCCACACAGAAGUCCCUCACCUGAGGCCACAUCCAAAGAUUUUUCUCUCGAUUUAACAGAAUCAGGCUUUGAAUCCAGAUCCACCCUUUCAUCUCCUUUACCUUCACACAGUAGUAGAGAGUCAUCAUCCCAGUCGAGAGAAACACUGGCCUCCCCUGAGCUGAAGAAUAGGCCCUACUCUCCUAAUUCUCAAGCAUCAUCUCCUUUUGCUGAACAAAGAGAGAGGGUCUCCCUGCUUGAUCUCCUCAGCAGAGGCUCCACACCUGAUAGCAAAGAUUGUACCCACACCUCUGAGCUGAUUUCUGAUCCUUCCACUGCAGGAAAAGACACCGCGACUACUCCUGAGAGCCAAGAUACAAGGUUAUCAGCUGAACCUGUCAGUACUAGGUCUACACCUGCCCCACGAUACACCCCCCCCUCACCUGUCAUUUCAAUAGCAACAUCUCCUGAGCUUGUGGAGAGUAGUGCCUCACCUGAAUUAAGACACACAGCUCCUUCACCAGGCCUGCUCAGCGCUUCUUCUCCGGCUAAGACUGGCACAAGAACUCCCUCUCCCAGCCCCUCACAUAAAAUAAGACACAUUUCAACACCUUCUGAAAGCAGGACCCAGGUGUCUUCACCUGUGGUAAGUUAUAGUUUAUCUCCAUCGCCUGAAGUUACGAACAACAGCUCUCCCAUAGAGCACAGACAUACUGCUCCCUCACCUGAAAUCCGGAUUACAGCAUCCUCACCUGUGGUCAGAAGGCGAGAGUGGUCUUCUGAAGUGGAGACAACAUCAGUGUCUCCUUUCCUAGAGCUUCACCCUGACUCUGACCCUGUCUCAUCAAGAAGCCUCACUUCUUCCCCUCACAUCACAGGGAUUUCUUACUCCAUUGUUCAGCCCGAGGACAGGGACACUCCCCCAUUUCCUGAGCUCUCUCGUCUCUCCACCCCUGAGCCUGAUAGGACACUUGUGUCCCCUGAAGCAAGGAGCCCUACCCCAAGCAGGGAUAGUAUACAGAGCAGUAUAGCAGAGUCCACUGGUUCACCAAGAGAGUCACCUUAUAUAUCAGCUCUGUCUAUAAGCUCUGUCCUGCAGCCUGACAUAACUCUGUCGCACCAACCUAGGUAUCAAACACCUUCACCUCAGCCAAAGCAUCACACUCCCUCACCUGAGCCAAGGUAUCAAACCCCUUCAUCGGACAAAUAUCAAAGUCUAUCACCUCAGCAAAGAAGUAGAGAGCCAUCACCUGUGGCCCCAUCUCCUGAGCAGAGGUAUCAGCAGCGUUCACCAGCAACCCUCUCCACUGAGUACAAACCUCAGUAUAAACAGCCCACUCCUUCUUUAAGAAAUACACCUGAGGUUGAGGAGGAUUCCACUUCAGCUGAUAUUACAGAAACACAAUACCCCACACAUUUGGCAGAGGACAGUGUGUCACCCUCAUUUGAAUUAGACAGGGCAGAAAAAUCUGUUGUAGCUGAAAUCAAAAGCAGUUCACCAGUGGUGGCAGUUCAGUCACCUGUAUCUACUUCACCUUUCUUAGCCGAGGAAAAGGUAGAGAGCUCACUGAAACAACAACGCACAGAGACAAACGCAACACCAAAGGAAGCCAACCUUCAAGAUAGCUUGAGUUUAGUCUCCCUCCCAGAGGAAAAACAAAGCAUUAGCCCCACUUUUGUUCAGAAAGAAGACACUUAUAAUAAUCCCCCCAUUGAAACCAAGUCUCCCUCCCCUAAUCUCCUUGUCUCUAAAGACAGGAGUUCAAACAUUUCACCUGUCCACAGGGCUACAUCUAACUCGCCUGUGCAGAGACUGGAAAACCCACAGCCUCAAUUCACUAUUCAUCCCCUUACUUCUGAAAGCAGCAGCUCAUUAAAAUCUAAAAGCUCAGCUCGUACACCUGAGCCGGCGAGAAGACAGCUGUCAACCAAAGUUAAACGUGGAAACAGAGAGAAUAUAACAGAGGACAUGGCCCACCAUGUAAACAGGAGGCGGACUCCCUCUCCGCCACUCACCAGGUUUACACCUGUCCACAUCAUAGCCCCUGAGAAACCAUACAGACAGUGGCAGAACAGAAGCCGUAGCCCCUCUCAGGUUGUAGCGGCCCCACCGUGUGGUAAUUUUAAGAAAGCGGUGACAAAUAGGGAAAGCCCCAAUGUUGCUUAUGUUGACAAUAAUAGCCAGGACCACUGGGUCAAGCAAGGAAGGCAAUUCGAGAUGGACAGGGAAAUGCAGCUGGAGGAGGAUAGGGAGGCAGGAAGGGAGAGGCAAAGGGAGAUGGAGAGAGAGAGAAAGAGGGAGGAGCGGGUUUCGGAAAAGGGGAAGGGUUGGCAGGGGGAUGUCAGUUACAGAGGGGAACAGGUUGAGCUGUCAUUCAAUGCCAGGAAUAGAAAAGGGCCUGCGAGUCGCAGUACAGCUCCCACAAGCAGAGAGACCCGUCAGGGACUGCCAACAGUGCAUUCCUAUUCAGAGAGCUUGUUUGCGACCAGACAGCAACAACAUAGUCUGCUUAGACUUGCUUCCAAACAAGACACCAGGGGUGGUGGUCCUGGCAGACGGCUUCAACCUCCUGCACCCCACAACAAGAACAGUGUUCCUGGACGUGUGGCUGCAAACAGGCCCUGCCGGAGUUCCAGCUCCAGCAUGGGAAGUGAGCUCGAUGAGGCAGACGAUGAGGUGAAGUGGUUUACAGACUUUGCUUUCCGCAGCCUGUCAAGCCCUGAGGUAGAUUACCUUGACAUGUACAACUCCAGCCACCGUUCAUCCACCAACAUUUCUCAACCAUCUACCCAGGAGAGCCCAGCUGGGGUCAGUGCCGCCUGGCCGGCCUAUGCUGACUUCAGGGGUUCUGCUCCAAAGCUGGACAAUGAUGAACUCUCCUUCCAGCAACCAUCUGCAUACUACUCAGAUGGCCUAGAUCCAUCAAGGCGCCACGAGCUGGGCAGCUUUGAGUGUGUAGAUGUGGCCGUGGAAAGAGAGGACUCCAGGAGAGUGAGGAGAGGAGUGCCAAAGAGACAGAUCCAGCUGAAAAGAAAGAGUGAUGCUGAAAGGAAGCAGGAGGAAAGCAGUGAAAAUAGUAGUCCUGGGAUGGUGGAAAGCCCGUCUCUAGAGAAUCACUCCAGAGAGACAUUCAUUAGACAACACAGUACACCAGCAGCAAUGCAAGAAUGCUACCCUUCUGAGCACAGCCCUGAGCCCAGUCAACAAAAGGAAAGAAAAUCUAAACUCCAGAAAUCUGCUUCUCUGGAUGAAACAAGCACUAAAACCAAGAUGGCCACUUGUCUCAUCAAGAGUGUGUUGUCCAAGAAGAUGCAGAGUGUCGAUAAACAACCUGUUGAGCAUGCAGGAGAAGAAGAAAGUGCCGCUUUGGAGGAAAACAGCCCACCAGCAGCAGCACCACUGAAAGAGUCCCCAAAACCUGACCCAUAUAAUCUCAGUUCCAGUCUUCAGUCAGAUUAUAGUGUUUCAUCUGAGGGUCUCCCUGUGAGAGUAGAACCACGCACAAAGGAUGAAGCCAAACCACCAAAAAGCUUUGGAGUGAGAUCCAGUAACAGGCCAAGUUCAUCCAGCAGCAGCCGAAGUGUUAACUUUUCACAGACUGAGUGUGAAGAGGCUGAUUCUCAGAGCAGGAAUGAAACCUCAUCAAUAUCUGAAAUGAGAUCAGAAUUGAAAGUGCCAUUUGAUAGUAAACAGUCAAGAACUGGAGUACAACGAGCCGAUGACAGUGAAACAUGGGACGGAGGGGAAGGUGGUGACUCAGCAAAUGCCACUGCAGGGAACUCUGGAGCUUCUUCUGCCCCUAAAGCCAGCAGCACGCAGGCCUGGGUGACAAACAGAGACCAGGAAUGUGAAAACACAAAGGACCAUAAACAACUGCAACAGGGUGCCAAGGGCGCCUUCAUGUCACAAACACAGGAGAUUACACUUAAAGCCGUGGAGAAAAAGAAAGCCUCUCUAAAUGUCUGUCUCACACCUGAAGCGGAAAACAAACCUGAGGCUUCUUCGCCAGAUACAAAGGAGGAAAGGCUAGAGGCCGGUGUAGAUGAGAAAACAGAGGAAGAAGAAGGAAAUUGGAAUAAUAAAAUGAAGGUCCCCAUUCACAAAGUUAGAGAUGUGAGGCGGCUUGUGAAAAAUACAUAUAAUCUGUCCUUCAAGGCAACUAGUGCUGUAAUGCCAUCAAAUGUGGAUGAAGAAAGGAUGGACAUUAUUAAUGAGGGAAGGAGGGAAGAAAUAAAAGAGGAAAGGAGGGAAGAGGUCAUAGCACAGAAGGAGAGGGAGGCAAGGCAAGAGAUAAGGAGGGGGGAGAGGAGGGAGGAGAGGGGAGAGGAGUGGAAAGAGGAGGUAAAAGACUCAAACCUGCUACAUUUUUCUCCACCUCUUCAGAGCAAAGGAAGUCCUAUAUCUCGUCCACAGCCAAUGCAAAUAGAAUACAAGGCUGUUUGCUGGAAAGAAGACAAAAAUAAAAUGUCAUGCAGCAAGAAAGACUUAGAGAACCCAGGUGACCAGGCCUCUCCAAAGCUGUCCAAACAGGUAGGCAGAGAAUCACCACUGAAUGCAAACACAGUGAAUUACACAACAGGAGACAAUGCAAUUGCAAAGCCAUGUAAACAUGAUCUAAACAUGGCAGCAGAAACACAAGAGACUAUGACAGAAAUGCAUAAAGUGUCAGACAACGAGGACAAACCUGUGGUGGUGAGAACAGACCAAAAACCUCCGAUGCUCGGGAGCUUCCCCAAACUGCCCAAUAAGGAAAGAGAGGUGUCCACUGCUGUAGUGUUAAUAAGGGAUGGAUCAAGCAAGACCAAGACAUCUGCAUCUCCAGCCCAGGAAGAGAUUCCCACCCCACUCCAAGACCCAGCUGCUUCACCUUCACCUGGGCCCACAAUCCCUGGUGUUACCCGUGGUAGCAGUGGCCACUCAGUUUCCAUGUUAUUAAAGGAAAAGGGUUACCAAGCUGACAUUGGAGCAGUGGUGGGGGCCAACCAGAAUGCAGCUGGAGGUAAAGGGGUACCCCGGAAGCAUGUGAAUUGCCUACAGAUCCCACUGCAGACAACCACUCCUUCAGAUGGAGUUCGGAUUGAGUCUCAUAGAGAGAGGACAUUCUCCUCCUCAUCCACCACGUCUGGCCCCUCAGCGGCAUCUGACAACACAGACAUUCUCACAAAGACCAGAGAAGACGAGGGAUUUAGCAGUAAGCCUACAGUAAAGGACACAGCAAAGCAAAAAAGUGCCGCUCCGCUGAGGAAUACGCAGGAGCAAACACCACCUCUCACCAAACAGAAAGAACUUGGAGAUUUCGAUGCAAUGAAAAGACAGGAUCCAACUUUCCCCCCAAAGUCCCCUGCAGUAAGGAGAUUCAGACCACAGCCAAUUGAGGUUAAAUCACUGUCUAAAGAAACACAAAAACAAGAGACGCCCACAAACUCUACAGGUAACAGCAGGCCCCAAACCAUUGAAGUCAAAUCUAUAGCUAAAAAUUCUCAAAAACCAGUGGUGCCUCCAAAACCAAGCUGCAAAUUUAAACCUGCAGAUUUAGGAGCAAUGCCAAAUGAAGCGCAGAGACCAUCAGCAAUAACAUCGACUGUAAACCCACAAGGUGAGGAAAGGCCUCAAACAAUUGUAGUGUCCUCACCGACAAUCUAUAGAAAGAUCUCCAAUGAGUCCACAUCAGCAUCAAACUAUACAAGAAAACUAGCUGUGUCUGCAGUAUCCAGCCUCAAACCUCCACCUUGUAAAACAACAGCAACUACCGUCUCCAAUCUGUCAAACCAGUCAACAGCGCCAUCAGAGACCGAGGCAUCUCAUGACAGAGGUCAGCAGCAAAGGCCAGGGGCCUCGCCUCAGAGCUCUAGAUAUACACAAAGACCCAGAACCUUAGCUACAGCUCCAAUAUCAGCUACUGGGCCAGGUUCAACCUCAGCUCCAGGUCCAGUGUCUGACCCAAAAGUAAAGCCUGUCCCUGGACCUGACUCAGCUGGAGCCAACCAGCCAAGCCAGCCAGCUGUUAUGGAUCCAGACAGCCAACCACAGUAUCCCAGGACGGCAUACCCUCAUGAACAAGCUAUGCCGGUUACGUCAAACAAUGCAAAACAACCUGCAGCUGUUUCGACGACACAAGUGCCAGGAUACACACACCAACAAUAUUGCAGAUCACUCUCCAGCGAGCGCGCCCAAAGGACAGAGGACCUGCGUUUCUAUGCCUCAGAUGACCCUCCGAGCUACGAUGAAAGAGAGAGCUUCAGUCCCCUCAUGCUCCCAGAUCUGACUUCCAGGAGGUCAAAUCGUUAUCAACCCUCCUCCCGCCCUCCUCCCUGCUCCUGCACAGCUAGCUGCCCUUCCCACCCUGGUCUCACCCCUCCUCACCAUCACCACAGCCCCCAUAACCUCACCCCUCCUGCCCCUCCACACUCUCCAGGCCAGGCACUACCUUACCCGGUGGCCCAGCCCCCCCCUCUCCGUCCCCACCAGUGCAGACCUGACCCUCAGCCAAUGAGCUACCAGCCUGGCUCUCCCAAAUCAAGUCCUCUUGGUCCAAGCCAGCCACCGGCCAUGUACCAGCCUCUCCACCAGCCUCCUCCCUGCCCUCCCCACCCCUCACUAAUGCAGGUCUGCCCUCCUGACCGCCAAUUGCAGCUACCUCAGCAUAUUGACCCUCGACGACCCCCUGCCCACAGAUCUCCUCAGCAUCAGCCGCCAGGCAUGGCUGGGGCUCCUUAUAGCGAUCCUGGCCACGGCCACUCUCCUGGCCUUCCUCCUAUGGAUUCCCAGUACCUGUGUGGCCCUCAAAGCCUGGGGCCAUCCUAUGGCUCUGAAUAUGGGGGUGACAGCUCCAGUUUGUACUCAGAGAGUAGCUAUGGACAGACACCUCGUAGAGUGCUGCUGGAUCCUGAGACAGGGAAGUAUUUUUACAUUGAGGUGCCUGUACAGCCCCUGAGGAAAAUGUUGUUUGACCCAGAGACUGGGCAAUAUGUGGAAGUGCUCAUCCCACAGCAAGCAAUGUCACAUUCAGGCCUGUAUCCUCCUUCAGCAGCCCCCUACACAUCUCUCCACAACCCCAACAUGUACGCUCCUGCUCCGCAGUACAUGCCCUAUGCAGCUCCUCCUCCCCAUGCCCACCCCCAGGCUCAGCCACCCCGAUAUCCCGAGGCCUCUGCUGCAGCAACAAUGCACCAAGGUGGGCCUGGGGUCAGCUACAGGAAUACCUCUGGUCAGGGGUCCAAGCCAGAGCCCCAGAACCAUCCACCACUGGACCAGAGCUACCUGGAGAGUAUGUAUUAUGUCCCUACAGGGAUGAAUGCUAGCCCCAAUCCCACCCCACCAGACUAUUACCACAAACAUCUCCCCAACCUACCCCCAACAGGAGGGAAAAGGUCCUGAAAUAGAGGACAGAGGCCGCCUUCCUGGAGCCUGUUGGGUUUUAAAUACACAGUGUAUGAAGGGGGUGUCUAAUGUUAGCCUGUAAUGUUAUUUGAGUUUUCACAUUGCAACUUAAGAGAGCAAUUCUUUGGUUGUUGUUUAUUUGCUGCUGCUUGUUCUGUGCUAUAUGUUGCUUUAAAAGCACAAUAUAUACAGUAUAUGAUUGUUGAGUUAAUAGUUUUGAAAACACAAGACAGUAAGGCUUUUUUUAUGAGGUGUUCUUAAGAUUAUUAUGAUCUAUUACAACUUUUGUCACUUUACAUCAUACUGUAAGUUCAGCAGUAAUGCACAGCCACUACAAAUCAAUAGGUUUACUGAUUUACUGAUGUGUGUACUUUAACAACAAAUGUCUCCAAAAAGACUUGAAAAUUCUGUUUUGAAAGAACCUCAUAUUUAUUUUAUUAUUGUGUUUCUAUAUUAUUGGAUGAGUGAUUUUGUGCACAUGAUGUCUGCAACUACAAUGCCAAUAAAAUAUGUCACAUAUUGGGUUGCUCUGCUCUGUCAGGCCGUCAUCUAUUUUUCUACAGAUUAUUUCAGUAGUUCACUAUCUCUGCAUUUAUUUACUAGCCAGGUCAUGUAAGGUGACACAUACUGCAGCUUUCAAGCUAAUAUCCCUCCUAUAAAAUGUUAGUUUAAUCAGUAACCUCAUUAGAGAUGCAUUGAUUUCAGAAAAAAACUAUGCAAUGUCUAAUGCAUGUUGUAAUGCUUUGUCAAAUAUUAUAAAGUCAGUGGUUUUAAUAAUCAAAUGUUAAACCAAGCAGUCUAGAAUGGACAAUAAAAACAGGGAGUGAAUGUAAAGAC
This is a messenger RNA of Perca fluviatilis (European perch), 9594 nucleotides long. RefSeq names its product serine/arginine repetitive matrix protein 2. Lineage: Eukaryota; Metazoa; Chordata; Actinopteri; Perciformes; Percidae. Bases 523 to 8754 code for a protein of 2743 amino acids. The record is from RefSeq and is a predicted model, not a curated record. The transcript has 2 exons. Gene Ontology annotation, cellular component: nucleoplasm.